AUGACACUUUUUCACCCAGAAACCCUAUAUCUUUAUCUUGGUGAACAAGGUUCAUGGAGUGGUCCACCAACAUUCAAUGGUGGUGGACAAGGUACAAUAGGUGUAUCCGACCGAAGUUAUUAUGUAUCUGGUGGUUCUGGAGGCGGUGCCUCUGACUUACGUCUCAUGAGUGGUCCUUGGGAUGAUUCUGAAAGUCUUAAAUCUCGAGUCAUGAUUUCAGCUGGGGGAGCCGGAUCAGCCUAUUAUAGAGAGUGUGGAGGCUUCAUUCAAGGAGGACAUGGUGGUGAUUUAAUUGGUUCAGAUGGAACUAUUUGCACUCUUGCGUUCGCUGCAACAAUUACCAAGGCUAUUGGUGCAAAACAAGAUUUAUAUGGAAUUGGUGCAAGUUCUUGGGGAAUCAAUGGGAGUUUUGGAAUUGGUGGAAACUGUGGUAACCACUAUCAUGGUAGUGGUGGAAGUGGAGGAUAUUAUGGAGGUGGGAGCGGAGGUGCUGUUAAUGCACGUGUUGCAAGUGGGUCAGGAGGUUCUUCGUAUAUAAGUGGUCAUGAAAAUUGUAAAGCGAUAAGUAAAGAUUAUAAUGAAACGAAUAUGAAACAUCUCGAUACAUCUGUCCAUUUCUCUGGUUUCAAGUUUUAUUCGACAACACUUCUGAAUGGUAAUUCGAGAAUUCCUGGAUUCACAUCGAAUACAUUCGAAAACGGUCACAAUGGAUAUGGCCAAGCUCGAAUAACUGUUCUUGAAACUAUGAAUCCUAUAUCGAAAUGCUUUUGUUCUUAUAUAAAAUUUUCUUACAUAUUAUUAUUCACUGAUAUUGAACUUUCUGAAGAACUAAUAUUUAUAUUUCAAUAUUGUUAA
Trichomonas vaginalis G3 is the source of this 855-nucleotide messenger RNA. Its product is annotated as glycine-rich protein family. The coding region runs from base 1 to 855 and encodes 284 amino acids. The record is from RefSeq and is a predicted model, not a curated record. The transcript has a single exon. Lineage: Eukaryota; Parabasalia; Trichomonadida; Trichomonadidae.